Molecule: messenger RNA, 740 nt
Organism: Apis florea (little honeybee)
Lineage: Eukaryota; Metazoa; Arthropoda; Insecta; Hymenoptera; Apidae
Product: mitochondrial fission process protein 1
Biological process (GO): mitochondrial fission
Cellular component (GO): mitochondrion
Source: RefSeq, a predicted model, not a curated record
GAAUUGCCAAAAAAUAAAAUUCCCUAUGUUCAAAAUUUUGAUCAUAAAUUCUUUGAAUCUUUUCUCUCUUUUAUUGUUAAAUUAUUGCGCUAUAAUUAUUAUUUAUUUUAAUUUAUUUUAAUUUAUCAGAGCAUUAAGUUACAAAAUUUUUGUUUUUUUUUUUAUAUGAAUCAAUUCUAUAUCAUCGUGUAUUAUUAAAUAACAUGAUAUAAAUAAUUGAUGUAGGUUAUCUUUAAUAAGUCUAUGAAAGUUUAUAAAUAAAAUUUAUAUCAUGAAUGAAAUAAAAGAAAUAAAUAUAUAUCGUGAUACUCCUAUUAGAUAUUUAGGAUAUGCAAAUGAAAUUGGAGAAGCUUUUAGACCUAUAAUUCCACAUUCAAUAGUAUGGUUUAGUUAUACUAUAGCCAGUGGAUAUGUACUUGCAGAUACAAUUAAUAGUGGCUUUAACACUUAUUCAAACACUGUUACUACAAAAUCAAAGAAUGUUUUACUUUCUAUGACAGAUACUUUGUUAUGGCAGUCAUUGGCAUCUGUAAUUAUUCCUGGUUACACAAUAAACAGAGUUUGUGCCGCUGUACAAUUUAUACAAAAGAAAAACAAUAAUACAUAUUUAAAAAGUAGGUGGAUUCCAACUUUAAUUGGUUUAGCAACUAUACCUGUUAUAAUACAUCCUAUAGAUAACUUAGUAGAAGAAAUAAUGAAUAUUACAUACAGAAAAUGGAUACGUUAUUAUCCAAAAUGAC